UGCAGGGCUUGUUGGUUAUCAAAGGGUUGUCUCUCGCAGCAGGGUCUCGCUCUCCACUCCACUUGUCCAACCAAGAGUAGCGAAGUGCCUGAAACACUGAAUGGGGGUUUCGGGAUAAAGUGUAGAGAGAACAGGUUGUGGAUGCAGGUGCAGGAGGUGUAAAAUUGCAAGUUAAAAAAAUGUUUAUUGUUGGACUGACUGGCGGUAUUGGAACUGGCAAGAGUACGGCCUCAAAAUUCUUUUUGGAAAAUGAUAUUCCCGUUGUUGAUGCAGACACAAUGGCUCGAAAAGUUGUCGAGCCAGGACGAAAGGCUUGGAAAGCGAUCCGCAAGGAAUUUGGGGAGAGCGUGUUUUAUGAUGAUGGGCAGCUGAACAGAGAGGCCCUUGGUGAUCUGAUUUUCAACGAUGUUGAUAAACGCAAAAAGUUGAAUGAAAUAACCCACCCUGAAAUUUACAAAGAAAUGUUGAAAGCCGCCUGGAACCAUUUACUUGACGGCCACCAAUUUAUUGUGAUGGACUUGCCUUUGCUGUUUGAAAGCGGUCGGAUGUUGAACUUUCUGCACAAAAUAAUUGUAGUCACUUGUGAAGAAGACCAGCAACUUGAACGUGUGAUCAAGCGAGGGCAGCUGAGUGAAGAGCGCGCCAAGGCCAGAAUUAACGCUCAGAUGCCUUUGGAAACGAAGUGCAAUCAGGCACACUUUGUGCUCGACAACACGGAGGACAUCGACCACCUGAAGAAGCAGGUGGAGCAGUUGAUUGUGACGCUGAGAGCUUCCAACGCGCAUUGGAAGAUGAGGAUUUACUUCAUUGCCUCUAUGAUGCUGAUAUUUUACCUGAUUAUUUUCUUGUAUUCAUUCCUUGCAUUUUAAUCCUCGAACGAGUUUUUAGUCACCUUUACUGAAUUUAUUGCCAAAUAAAAGUACGCUGAUAAAUUACGAGCUAUAAAAAUCA
Molecule: messenger RNA, 951 nt
Organism: Neocloeon triangulifer
Lineage: Eukaryota; Metazoa; Arthropoda; Insecta; Ephemeroptera; Baetidae
Gene: Dpck
Product: dephospho-CoA kinase
Exons: 5
Coding region: 180-869 (229 amino acids)
Biological process (GO): coenzyme A biosynthetic process
Molecular function (GO): dephospho-CoA kinase activity; ATP binding
Source: RefSeq, a predicted model, not a curated record